Molecule: messenger RNA, 2538 nt
Organism: Solanum stenotomum
Lineage: Eukaryota; Viridiplantae; Streptophyta; Magnoliopsida; Solanales; Solanaceae
Exons: 6
Coding region: 1-2538 (845 amino acids)
Biological process (GO): DNA integration
Molecular function (GO): nucleic acid binding
Source: RefSeq, a predicted model, not a curated record
AUGGAGAAUGAAGGCUUACAUGUAGAUCUAACUCAGAAUGGAUCAGGAACAGUUGUUCCUCAGAAUAACAGUUCAUUACAGGGGCAAGGUAUUGACUAUAAUCACCCUCUUUUCCUUAGUCCUACUGAUGUCAGUGGCUUGAGUCUGAUUUCCUUUCAACUAACUGGUAUUGAAAACUACAUGUUGUGGAGUAGAUCUAUAAGGCUAGCCUUGUUAGGGAGGAAUAAGAUUGGUUUAAUUGAUGGCACUGUUAAGAAAGAAAUGUAUAAUGUUGAAUUAUGGGGACAUUGGGAAAGAAGAGGUUUGAUAGAGUAUUUGGAUCUAGGACUUAUAGUCUACACAAAGAGAUUGCUUCGCUGCAACAGGGGACUACUUCUGUUUCUGAGUAGUAUACCAGACUCAAAGGUUUAUGGGAUGAGUUUGAGGUAUUGGUGCCUGCACCUUGUUGUAAUUGUGAGAUCUCCAAAGGCUAGGAGUCAGAUCCUUAUGAUGGAUCCAUUACCUUCAAUUAAUCAUGUGUAUGCUAUGGUAGUUAGGGAUGAAAGCCAAAAGGCUGUGAUUGCGUGUACUACUAGCAUGAGCAUGACUACUAUUGGCUUGGACUCUUCUAUUGCUAUGUUCUCCAAGACUGGUAGUAGUUCUAGUGGUAGUAGUUCAGGUAGGAAGUUUCAGCCUCAAGGAGGUUCUGUCACACAGGCCAACAGUUACUCUACACAAUAUUCAUCAGCUCCUCAAGCUAACUUUACCUAUGGUUUUAAUACCAACAUUCCUCCUCCAGGAUGGGGAAUACCUAAUCAACAACAUAAUAGUAUUAAUAAUGAAGGUACAUCUACAACUCCUACUGCCAGUCUCAAAGUUAGCCAAGCUGAGAAAGAAGUUCAAUACCUGCUCCAAGGAUGCACUUUUACUAAAGAUCAGUAUGAUCAUAUUCUGAAGAUGAUGCAACAGAAGUCAGAUGUUACUUAUCCCUCUAUGUGUAAUACUGCCAAUACAGGUGCAACUAAUCAUAUGGUCUCCAGUUUAGACAUGAUGAUUAAGGGGUCAGUGUCACAGCUUGCAGAGUCUAAACUUGUCUAUCUUCCAAAUGGUAGCACUACUCAAGUAUCUCAUGUUGGAUGUUGUGCAUUAUCAACAAGAAGUGUGAUCACUAAUGCAUUGCACCUUCCUGAUUUCAACUACAAUUUGUUGUCAGUCAGUCAAAUCACAAAUGAGUUAGGAUGCUCAGUUACCUUCUUCCCUAAUUUUUAUGUUUUCCAGGAUCUUUGCCGUGGGAAGGUGAAAGAAGUUUGUAAGCAAGAAGGAGGCCUAUAUCUACUGAUACAACACUUAACAAGUAAGAAUGCAAAUAGUGAAGGGGAAGCUACAUUUGCUAUCAACAAUACAAAGGUCAUAAACAUGGAAUUGUGGCACAAAAGGUUGGGGCAUGUGUCUUCAACAGUCCUUGCAAGGAUGUUUGCUAUGAAUAAAGAAAGUUUAUGUACAUUGACUAAAUGUUCAGUGUGUCCUCUUGCUAAGCAAACAAAAUUAUCUUUUCCUGUUAGCAGUAUUAAGACUUCAGCUUGUUUUGAUAUGAUACAUGUGGAUUUGUGGGGUCCUUAUAAUACUCCCACUAUUGAUGGUAAUAAGUAUUUUCUCACCAUUGUGGAUGACUUCUCUAGGAUGACUUGGUUAUUUUUGCUUAAACAUAAGUCUGUUGUGUGUGUUUCUCUUAAGGAGUUUCUCUUGUUUAUUAAAACUCAGUUUGGUAGAUCAGUCAAAGUACUAAUGUCUGAUAAUGGUACUGAGUUUGUGAACUCAGUAUGUGAUGCUAUGUUCAAAGAAAUGGGCAUUAUUCAUCAGAGAUCAUGUCCUUAUACUCCACAGCAAAAUGGUGUUGCUGAAAGAAAACAUAGGCAUUUGCUUGAGGUGACAAGAGCUAUCAGAUUUCAGGCCAGCAUACCCUUGAGGUAUUGUGGACAAUGUGUGUUAGCUGCUGCUUAUCUUAUUAACAGACUUCCUAGUAGUGUGUUGAAUUAUGCUACACCUUAUGAAAGGCCAUUUUUCACUAGUAGAGGUGUAAUAUUCAGAGAAGAUUCCUUUCCUUUUGUCAAAGGAAUAGACCUUGUUUCAGAAAACAUGUUCUUAGAUACAUUGCAUAUCUCAGAUGUCCUACCUCCUCACUUGAAUUCUAUAUCAUUUCCUCCUGUUGUGAAUCAGCAGGAUGAUCCUGCAUGGUCCCAAGUGCCUGUUUAUCCUGCACUAUCCUUAGAUCCUGCUUCUUUGAAUUCUGAGUUUGCUUCUGAUUGUAGAAGGUCCACUAGACAGAAACAUAAUCCUAUUUGGAUGAAAGAUUUUGUCUCACUUUCAAUGAAUAUGAAAAUUCCAUAUCCUUUGUGCAACUCCAUGAGCUAUGAUCAUCUUUCUCCUAUCUAUCAAUCCUACCUUGCUGCCACCUCUGUAGAUAAGGAGCCUGACUCUUACUGUGAGGCUGUCAAAGACAUAAGGUGGGUAGAUGCUAUGAAGGCUGAAAUUCAGGCUCUAGAGAGUAAUGAUACCUAG